UUUAAUACCACGCCCCCAAGUCCCACGUGCUUUGUUUUGACAGAAGCCGACUAUUUUGUGAAGAGUUCUGCUCACGGUUCGUGAAAUAAUUGCACAAUGAUCGGAAAUCUGUCCAACUGCAAUUCGAUCCUCAUAACAGGAGCAAGCCGAGGAUUAGGUUUGCAGAUGGUAAAGGAUUUAGUGAAACGGACGGAGAGGCCGAAGAAAAUCAUAGCGACUGCCAGGAACCCAGCCGCUGCAAAUGAGCUACAAGAAAUCACGAGAUCAUUCCCAGGAGUACACGUUGUCACUUUGGAUGUUGUGAGUGAACCAAGCAUCCAGUCUGCAUCUAAAGAAGUAGCCGCCAUUGUGGGACCUGAUGGAUUGAACUGUUUGAUAAACAAUGCUGCCAUCAACAUCUCCACUGACCUCAACACUGUUACUGGCGAGGCAAUGAUGAAAACAUAUGGGAGCAAUGUGGUGGCCCCUCUCCUAGUCACCAAGGCCUUCUUACCACAAUUGCGAACAGCUGCUACUGCACAAAACAACGUUGGAAUGGGUGUGAACAGAGCGGCUGUCAUCAAUGUGUCCUCCGUCUUGGGGUCUAUUCAGCUGAACUGGGGAGAUGGAGCACAGUUUAAAAGCUACGCUUACAGGGCCUCCAAGUCUGCAUUAAAUAUGGUAACGAGAUGCCUGGCAACCGAUCUGGAAGCGGAGGGCAUCCUGUGCUUAGCGUUACACCCCGGAUGGGUGCGGACAGACAUGGGUGGCCCAAUGGCACCUCUCAGUGCAGAGGAGAGCAUAUCUGCAGUCCUAUCGGUCAUUUCCUCAGUGACAGAAAAGGAUCAUGGGGGGUUCCUUGACUACACAGGAAACACGUUACCAUGGUGAAUGUCCACUGAAAAUGUCUUGACGGAAGUAUCUGUUUCAUCGGAAAUAUUGGUGCCUAUGGAUUCAUAAAUGUUACAUUUUUUCAAGGAUGUGCUGUGGAAUACAGCCAUAAGCUGUUACAAUGGUAGUCUAAACAUGCCUGCAAGACCUCCGUUGACCAACAAAACAGGCAUAGUGCUACUACGACUGUUGAAAUACUAUAUGUCUCUACAUGAUGUGAACGCUAUUUUUAUAUUCAUCAUCUCAAUUUUUUGUAGAGACAAGUUCAAGCAAUUUAGCAGUAGUUAGCACUACUAGUUAGGUUGCUUUAAGAGAUAAUGCACUCAAACCUAUCAAUGUGUAUAUUAAUUAACUUUCACAAUUUGGGUUUAGGUGUUACACAACAUCAUAGCCCAUGUCUUGCGCUCUGUAUUGCUUUUUUUUUGUCCAUUAAAUGAUAACUUAAACGAUGUUA
Molecule: messenger RNA, 1324 nt
Organism: Engraulis encrasicolus (European anchovy)
Lineage: Eukaryota; Metazoa; Chordata; Actinopteri; Clupeiformes; Engraulidae
Exons: 6
Coding region: 97-870 (257 amino acids)
Cellular component (GO): cytoplasm
Molecular function (GO): oxidoreductase activity
Source: RefSeq, a predicted model, not a curated record